AUGACAGCAACAAACAACAACAGCAACUAUAUCGUUUCUGAUGAAAAAGUUAUUGAUUCAUUAGCUGAGGAAUUAGUUGUGGCAGAAACUAAAACCCUCAACGAAAGAAUUGGUGAAAACAAGAUUGAUUUACAUAACUACCUCAAACACGAUGGAGGAAGAGGAAGGAAAACUGGUAUGGCUUUAUUAGUAAAUAAAAUUUCAAAUUUAACGAUUAUAGAUGUUGAUAUCAAUAAAUCAUACAAUGAUGAACUUAAAGAAACAGUUAGAAAAGAUAUUUUAUCAAAACUUUCGGAUAAAGAUGUUAUCGUUAAAACCGCUUCAGGAGGUCUUCACAUUUAUUGCAACACUAAUUUCUUCUAUGCAGUUUCGAACAGAAUGAUUAAAUGCUAUUCUUGCAAUGAUUAUGAUAUUGACAUAAUGACUUCUAUGGAUGAUUCAAAGCGUUCUUUAGUGGUUAUGGCUGAUUCAAGAGUUCGCAAGAAUGCAACAGAACCAAUCAAAACAUACUCAUUCAUUCGUGGAAGUUAUGACUCGACCAUAACCAGAACAGUGAAUGAUAUAUUAAAUGAUUUGAAUAUUAAGGUAAGAGUUGAACAAAAGAAUGAAGAAAUAAAGACUAUCAUGAAUGAAAACAAAGAUGUAAACAUUGACGAUAAACUAACUCAAAGCAUAGUUGAUGGCAUCAGUGAUUUUGAAGUACAUAAUGACGGUGGAAACAUGAAUUUAGAAAAAGAAGUUACAUUAUUCACACU
Messenger RNA from Trichomonas vaginalis G3, 755 nucleotides. Its product is annotated as Prim-pol domain family. The annotation marks the transcript as partial. The record is from RefSeq and is a predicted model, not a curated record. Lineage: Eukaryota; Parabasalia; Trichomonadida; Trichomonadidae. The transcript has a single exon.